Molecule: messenger RNA, 1344 nt
Organism: Candoia aspera
Lineage: Eukaryota; Metazoa; Chordata; Lepidosauria; Squamata; Candoiidae
Gene: RHOC
Product: ras homolog family member C
Exons: 5
Coding region: 132-713 (193 amino acids)
Biological process (GO): Rho protein signal transduction; stress fiber assembly
Cellular component (GO): cytosol; dendritic spine; cleavage furrow
Molecular function (GO): GTP binding; protein kinase binding; GTPase activity
Source: RefSeq, a predicted model, not a curated record
GGGCGGGAGGCGGCCGGAGCGGCUCUGACAACCCCAAGAAGUCCGUUUCGCUCCUCUCUUCCCCGAACCGAUUAGCCGGGACGGACGGAGUGAGGAGAAGGGGCUGCUGGAGCCAGACUUCGCGCUAAGUCAUGGCAGCCAUCAGGAAGAAGCUGGUGAUUGUGGGAGAUGGUGCCUGUGGGAAGACAUGCCUAUUGAUUGUUUUCAGCAAGGACCAGUUCCCAGAGGUCUAUGUACCAACAGUCUUUGAAAACUACAUUGCUGACAUUGAAGUAGAUGGGAAGCAGGUGGAGCUGGCCCUCUGGGAUACAGCUGGGCAAGAGGAUUAUGACAGGUUGCGGCCCCUCUCUUACCCUGAUACAGAUGUUAUUCUCAUGUGCUUCUCCAUUGACAGUCCAGAUAGUUUAGAGAACAUACCAGAGAAAUGGACUCCAGAAGUGAAACAUUUUUGCCCAAAUGUGCCCAUCAUUCUUGUGGGAAACAAGAAGGACUUGCGGAAUGAUGAACACACACGCAGAGAGUUGGCAAAGAUGAAACAGGAGCCUGUGAAGCCGGAAGAAGGCAGAGACAUGGCGAACAGGAUCAAUGCUUUUGGCUACCUUGAAUGCUCAGCCAAGACAAAGGAUGGAGUACGGGAAGUGUUUGAAAUGGCCACCCGGGCUGCCCUACAAGUCAGGAAGAACAAAAGGCGCAGAGGUUGCCCCCUCCUGUAGGAGAGCGUUGGCAAAAGAUGUGACCGUACUGUCUGAAGUGUGCGCCUCUUCCACAGAUUCCAUGGGAGAAAGCAUGGUGUCUAGAUAAAGGGAAGAGUACAAAUUUAACAUGCUAGUUGGCUGACUGCAGCCUCGCUCCUCUACACAGAAAAGGCCACCCAGAGUACCCAACAGAGGUGCCCAUAGGUCUUUCUUUGGGCAGUGUGUCUAUACUGUUGUUUUACAUGCUUGGAAAGUCAAGAGAAAUCUUCUGAAUCCUUUUUGUAAAGAUUUGUGUCUUGGGUAUAGGGCCAACAGUUUAUCUGAAAUAAUUCUAUACUUCUUGCUCUUUUAUACUAAUUCUACCAUUUGGUGCUUGUAUGGAUUUUCACAGCUUCAUGUCUUCACGAAUAAAGGAAGCAAGAUUUUUGGAAUUCUGCAAUAUAUGAACCUGGUGUACAAGCCAAUGUAUUUGCCAGUCUCCUUCCAUAACUUGCAAAGGCAAGGAGCUUGCCAAAAUGUUCAUCUGAAUGUCUGUGAAUUGGCCUCUGUUGUGUUUAUUAGUGUUCUCUAUCGUGCUUCUGUUUGAGGGGCAUUGGCUUGUGUUUUGACAAUACUGUAUUCUGUUCCUUGUUAAAUUAAUUGGAUCUUA